Messenger RNA from Rhinolophus ferrumequinum (greater horseshoe bat), 1871 nucleotides. RefSeq names its product aconitate decarboxylase 1 (gene ACOD1). The transcript has 5 exons. Gene Ontology annotation, molecular function: lyase activity. Lineage: Eukaryota; Metazoa; Chordata; Mammalia; Chiroptera; Rhinolophidae. The record is from RefSeq and is a predicted model, not a curated record. Bases 132 to 1547 code for a protein of 471 amino acids.
AUGGUGGAAAUUUUAGGGUUAGAACAGAGUGAAAGAGACUGGUUUGGAGAGGAAUGAGGGUAUAAAGGCAGUCACACAGGAAACGAAUCACUCCUCGGAUUCACGCCUGAGAUAAACCUCCUCUUUAGACCAUGAAGCUCAAGUCUGUCACAGCAAGCUUCGCCCAAGUGAUUCACGGCUUGAACGUGGGACACCUGACAGAGCGUGUUAUUCAAAGGAGCAAGAGGAUGAUUCUGGAUACUCUGGGCGUUGGGUUCCUGGGAACCAGCACAGAAGUGUUUCACAAAGCCAGCGAAUAUAGUAAAAUCUACAGCACCAACAUGACGAGCACUGUGUGGGGACGGCCAGACUUCAGGCUCCCACCGACAUAUGCUGCUUUUGCUAACGGUGUGGCGAUUCACUCAAUGGAUUUUGAUGACACAUGGCACCCUGCCACCCACCCUUCUGGAGCUGUCCUUCCUGUCCUGAUGGCAUUAUCAGAAGCCCUGCCUCCAAGUCCAAAGUUUUCUGGCCUUGACUUCCUGCUGGCUUUCAAUGUUGGAAUUGAAGUGCAAGGCCGAUUAAUGCAUUUCUCCAAGGAAGCCAAUGACAUACCAAAAAGAUUCCAUCCCCCCUCAGUGGUAGGAACUUUAGGUAGCGCUGCUGCUGCAUCCAAGAUUUUAGGGCUCAGCAUGACAAAGUGCCAAGAGGCCCUGGCUAUCGCUGUUUCUCACGCGGGAGCACCCAUGGCAAAUGCUGCCACUCAGACCAAGCCUCUCCAUAUCGGCAAUGCCGCCAGGCAUGGGAUGGAAGCUGUUUUUCUGGCAAUGUUGGGUCUCCAAGGAAACAAGCAGGUCUUGGACAUACAGGCAGGCUUUGGGGCCUUCUAUGCCAACUAUUCACCCAAAGUCCCUCCAAGCCUAGAUUCCUACACGUGGCUGCUGGAGCAGCAGGAUGUGGCUUUUAAGCGAUUCCCCGCACAUCUGGCCACCCACUGGAUGGAAGAUGCAGCCGCGUCAGUGAGAAAGCACCUUGUAACAGACAGAGCCCUGCUUCCUGUCGACCACAUUGACAGAAUUGUACUCAGAAUUCCAGAUGUCCAGUAUGUCAACAGGCCCUUCCCCGUCACGGAGCACGAAGCCCGUCACUCCUUCCAGUAUGUGGCCUGUGCCACGUUGCUCGAUGGUGGCAUCAUUGUCCCUUCAUUCCACAAACGCCAGAUCAACAGGCCUCAGGUAAGAGAGUUGCUCGGUAAGGUGGAGCUGCAGCAUCCUCAGGAUAACCUGCCAAGCUUCAACACACUCUACUGUGAGAUAAGUGUCACCCUCAAGGAUGGUGUCACCUUCACCGAGCGCUCCAAUACCUUCUACGGUCACUGGAGGAAGCCACUGAGCCAGAAGGACCUACAGGAGAAGUUCAGAGCCAAUGCCUCCAGGAUGCUGUCCCCUGACACAGUAGAAAGAUUCAUAGAGAUAGUAGAAAACCUGGAAGACCUAGAGGACUGUUCUUUGUUAACCACACUUCUGAAAGGACCCGCUCCACCAGAGAUGGUUUCAAAAUCCAUCUAGCAAUUAACAGUUUCAUCAUAAAAUCUCUCUUGAGGCUCACCAACAUCUUAAUGACAUGUGCAUUAAGUGCAAGCAUGGUGCACUUAAUGACAAGUGCAGCAUGGUGGAGAGAGUCCACACACAGAACUGGAUAUACAUGGAAGGAGUCUUGCUCCGUAACUUUACAAGACUGUUCCAAUUACCUAUAGCAAGAUAAUAUACAAUGUCUGACAAUUAAGUUUGCAAACUCAUCCUAGAAAAAGUGCUACAUACCCCAUUGCUGAAUAUCACUACAGUCACCUUCGAAAUGCUCCCUUUGGGAAGCUAUGCACCGACGCCAGCUCA